This is a messenger RNA of Geodia barretti, 2004 nucleotides long. NCBI's taxonomy places the organism in Eukaryota, Metazoa, Porifera, Demospongiae, Tetractinellida, Geodiidae. The record is from the annotation of a GenBank genome assembly.
AUGCUGCAGCCCCUCCUCCUCCUACAAAACAUGGAGAAAUCCCUGAAGCGGGGUUUGGAUUUCAGGUUGGCAUACGACUGUCUGGCGGAUUCGAAUGGACUAGUUCGUUUGGAGUUGUUGCUGUCUCACUGGCCCGCUGUCACCGUCACAUCUGGAGCCUGCGAGAACUUCUGGCGUCAGAAAGCCAGUCCAGAGGGGUUUCUGGAUUGGCAGUCUUUCUCUGGAGGCCUGCAGGCUGCCCUGCAACCAAAAUAUGAUAGGUCUCACAAGUCUGAGCAGUCGAGGUUGGCUCCUGUUAGACGUCCAGUGGCUCAGGUAACGUCAGGAGAGAUAGAGCGGUUUCUCUCCUCCUGUUGCUCGAGUGGUCUGGUGAAGGCCUUAGAAAAAGCAGGACGCGACAUUCACCGCUGGCAGGUUUCAAUUCACAAGCAAGACUCUCAUAGAGAAGUGGCCAGUAAAGAGAAAAUAGAGCAGCGCCGAAAAGAAGGCAGAAAGAACAGUCGGCAGCAUUCGACAGGUCUAUCUGCCGCCAGAGAGAAGGAAGAGUUGUUAAGAGGAGCAGAGGUACUGCAGAAUACCCAGAGAUGGUUUCAAAGUCGGCUGGCGUUUUUAUCAGCCGAGCAAAAGCAGAGAACUGCCGAGAAGCUGGGUCCUGAGGAGGUUCUGGCAGAGAUGGAUGCUGGAGAGGAGGAGAGUCCUGUGUUACACCACCUCAAGCAGAUUAACAACCAUCUAUCCUCCUUGGCACUAACAAUCAACUCUCUACUUCCACUUACUUCAUCCCAGAAAACAAACAGCCUCCGGGGACCUAGUGCAGUGGUGGAGUACCCCAGUCUGAGAGUGCAGCCUCCGAUGAGGGGCCCAACAAGGACCGGAACAGGAUACGUCGGCUUGACCACAGCGGUGGUCCUCUCCUAUCUCAACCAUGAUGUCGCAGCGGUGGACAAAGACGAAAGCAAAUUAACCCUUUUGCACGAAGGAAAAAGCCCGAUCCAUGAACCCGGCAUCCAAAACCUUCUUGAAGAUGUACAGCAUACGAUCCGUUUCACGCCGAGUGCGGCUGAAGUUGUCCCAGAGGCAGAACUGAUUCUGAUUGCCGUUGGAACACCGCCAAAGAAGAACGAUCGGAUUGUCGUCGGGGCAAACAGCGAUGAAGCAGUGGAUACCUUGCGUCGCCUCUAUCAACCGAUCCUUGAACAGACCUUUGAUCCGCCAAGCGAGUUCCCACGUCCAUCCGCUUACCACCUCCCACCGAUGAUGACAACGGAUCCGAACAGUGCUGAGAUGAUUAAAUACGCUGCCAACACCUUCCUCGCGCUUAAAAUCAGUUUUAUCAACGAGAUCGCUGGUCUUUGUGAGGAAGUGGAUGCAGAUGUGACGGAAGUCGCACGCGGUAUCGGUCUUGAUGGACGCAUUGGAAAUCGAUUUCUGCGAGCCGGUCUCGGCUGGGGUGGCAGCUGCUAUCCGAAAGAUACCGCCGCACUAUUAGGUGUCGCAGCACAAUCUGGAUACGAGAUGCCGAUUACGGAAGCCGCACGCACCGUCAACUUUCGCCAACGAGAACGUAUCAUUGAAAAAUUGCGUGGGAUGCUGCGGACGCUUGAGGGCAAAACCGUCGGUAUCCUCGGACUUGCCUUUAAGCCGAACACCGAUGACAUUCGAGAAGCACCCGCGCUAGACAUUAUUCAAGAACUGCUUGCCCAAGGUGCAACUGUUCGCGCACAUGACCCUAUUGCCAUCCCAAAUGCUCGCCAUGCUUUAAGCGAAAACGACAAGACGGAGAACAGAUUGCACUUCACUGAAGAUGUAUAUGAACUUUCCUACGAUGCUGACGCGUUGGUACUUGUCACCGAAUGGGACCUCUAUCAUAAACUCGAACUCCGUAGACUCGCCAAGCAGAUGAAGACACCUAUUCUCAUUGAUGGCCGCAAUGUUUAUUCGCCAGAAGAAGCACGCGCUGCAGGUUUCCACUACAUCGGGUCGGCAGAGCGUAGACCCAACUAA